GACGUUUCUUUGAUAGGGACAGGGGACAGGAUACAGCUGUUUUCUUGUUUAUUUGUAUUAAGGUCCAGUGAUAAAUACGAAUAUUGAAUUAAUAAAAAAUGGUGAAGAAUAUAUUUGCCAGUUCCCACUUACUAACAUAUUUACAAGAUUUCGAUACUUCUGAUUCUUUAUCAGUUGGAUUAGUUCUAGGCCAGACAUGCGAUGGAAAAGAUUACAUCGUACAUAUGGCCAAAUCACCAUCAUUACCACCAAAAAAAUUACGAAAUCUAUCUGAUGUGAAUGAUUUAUGGCUAGCUGAUCAUGCCAAACAAGCAACUAAGAUGCUUUCAGGAGGCAUGUAUGUAAUUGGUAUCUUUGUGGCAUCAGAAACCGAUUUAGUCACAUCAUUUCCAACAAAUUUGAAGGCAGUUCUCCUUCAGUUGUCUAAAUCACUUUCAACAGAAUAUUUACAUGGAAACACAUCAUCUAAUGAGAAAAUAGUUAUAAAUUAUUGCUCGAAAUCGAAGCUUGUGAAAUGCAAACUGUAUGAUCCGAUUAAAUCUAUUGUAAAACCUGCAGAAAUAAAUUUUUGUGAUGAUAAUAAGUGGAUCAGGUUGGAAUGUAAAUAUGAAAUAGAAAAAAAUUACUUUUGGGAAGAGGAAAGCCCAGAAAUGGAUUUGAAAGAACAAAUGAAUGUGGUUUUGAAAGAUGUCAGGAAAAAUUUGAAAUUGUCAGUAAUUUUAUUUGAUGGUGAAUUUAAACCUGAAGAUGAGUGUUUGGAAUUAGUAGGAAAGCAGAAAAAGAUUUCGAAGUCUGAAAGGUCGAGUUAUGAAAACAGUAAUCAAGAUAGUAGGCCAAUAAUAGUGCAAAUAUUGGAGGAGACUACGGAUGAGAGUUCAGAUAUUAUCAUAAAAGACAUAAAAAGUCAAAUCAAAGUAGUGGGACAAAUAACGAGUACUGUGUGGAUGAAUCCAAGGGCUUCUUAUAAAAUGGCUUCUAAUGCCAUAGUUGAGGAUAUAUUGAGGAGUCUCUCCACGAGAUUAGAGAUGCAUUGGGAUUCUUUGAUCGAAGAAGAACAUAGGGAAGAUUCAAAUAGUAUUCAUGAACCGCCAAGAAGAGUUAUGAUAACAAUCCCGGGGACAGAAAUCACUGUUUCCGAUUAUUUGUUUCCUGGGGAAGGAGCAGAAGAAGCGAAAACCUCAGUUGAGGAAAUCUUAGACAUCAAACUGGCAGGUUUGCCAGAUGAAAUUCAAGAAGUUGAGGGCUUUAUUGAUAUAACAAGUUAUGAAGGCAACAUAAGUCAAAUUGCCGAAGGAAAAAUUUCAAAGAACGAUAAAGAAUAUAGUCAUAAACUCUUCAUUAUUGGAUUAAUUUUUGCUCUGCUAGUUUUGGUUGUUUCGAUUAUAGUACAUUCUGUUCUGAAAAAUUCAUGAAUGUUAUAUUUUGUUAUUAAUAUUUCGUUGUUAUAUCUCACAAACUUUUUGCAUUCCGAAAAAAGAUUUAAAAUCAAAACGGAACAUGGUUUAUUCAUUUCAAUCCAAUUUGUUCUUUGAAGUAAACAAGUUCUGGUUUUACUGUUCACUUACAGUAAAAAAAGUUAUUAUUAUCAUUAUAUUGGAUGAACGUUACUGUUAUUUAUUCCGUUUUGAUUAAAUCCAAUUGGUGUGUGUUUUAAGGUUUUGGUUUUAUACAAUAAAUGUAUAUUUUAUGGA
This is a messenger RNA of Harmonia axyridis, 1691 nucleotides long. RefSeq names its product protein odr-4 homolog. Gene Ontology annotation, biological process: intracellular protein localization. Gene Ontology annotation, cellular component: endomembrane system. The transcript has 6 exons. The record is from RefSeq and is a predicted model, not a curated record. Lineage: Eukaryota; Metazoa; Arthropoda; Insecta; Coleoptera; Coccinellidae. Bases 99 to 1412 code for a protein of 437 amino acids.